Messenger RNA from Cetraspora pellucida, 170 nucleotides. Lineage: Eukaryota; Fungi; Glomeromycota; Glomeromycetes; Diversisporales; Gigasporaceae. The record is from the annotation of a GenBank genome assembly.
AUGCACAGAACUACUAAAAAAAGAAAGCACAAAACAACUAAUAGCAUCACUAUUCAAGAUUCUCAAGAUGAAGCUUCUGUUGGUACAGUUUUUCAACUUGAUCUAUCAAAUAAAAGUAGCUGGGUCUGGGAAUUUUUUUGUCUAGAAAUCUGUAAAAAAGAUGAUGAAUA